Alternaria ventricosa is the source of this 2583-nucleotide messenger RNA. RefSeq lists its product as uncharacterized. The record is from RefSeq and is a predicted model, not a curated record. Lineage: Eukaryota; Fungi; Ascomycota; Dothideomycetes; Pleosporales; Pleosporaceae. The coding region runs from base 1 to 2583 and encodes 860 amino acids. The transcript is spliced from 3 exons.
AUGGCUCCGACGCUGAGAACCAGGGGCAACGCGCAAGCCUCGAAGACUGUUGCUAGUACUGGAAGUAAGAGAAAACGAGGUGGAGCUUCAGCUACACAUGCGGAUCCGGCGCCAAAGAAACGGAAAGGGGAGAAGACAGCGGAUGCUGUUUCCGACAAACGAACAGCUUGCCAGAAAGCUGCUGAUGAUGAGGCGACAGCGGACGCUGUUCCAGACAAACGCACAGCUACCCAGAAAGCUGCUGAUGACGAGGCAAAAGCCAAGGAGUUCCGCAUCAAGUUCUAUCCGGAAUUCUACCCACCGCAUCCAGGAGAUGUCCCCGAAGAACAUCAGAUAAAGUUCAAGCAUAUUCAGCAACUGGGCAAGAUGAGCUACGAGUCGUAUGCGAUACAACCUCGACCCGACGCCAUCGACAAGCCAUGGGAGCUCGAGAACAAGAAGCGGGCUAAGCAGAUGAUCUACUGGGCUGUUCGAUCGAGAGAUGAUUACCAGAACGAGGAUGGCUGGAGAAUGGAACUUGAGCCUUACGUCUUUGAGCGUUUUAAGAUCGAAGUUGGAUGUCUUAGUACAGGACUGACCGAUAUCUUCACUUAUCGUAUUGGCGAGCGAAGCUUCAUCCAGAACGACCCAGAGAAUCGCCAUCGAAUUGAGAAGAAGCCUGAUCGAAUCUACGGACUAAGAACUACCGAAGCCAUGGCGGAGAGUUUGCAGCAACUACACAUUACCCACUUGGAAGAGAACACUGCGCUCAAAUAUCUGUCUAAGAGACUGACUAUGAGCUGCAAUCCAGACGGUGGUGACCAACCCUGUAUAUACCCUUUCCUAGCGAUGGAAGCCAAAAGCCUCAAAGGCGAUGGCAAUUGGAAAGACAUCGAGACGCAAACGGCAAUACCGAUACGAAAUCAUCUGUACCUACAGCUCCAACUCCAAGAUGACCAGGACAACAAGAUGAAGGUGCCAGGAGGCCCACUAUCUUGGUUUCUUGCGCACAUUGGUGAGCAGUGGAGGGUAUAUGGAUGUUACGUCACGAAGUCCAGUCCAGACAGUCUACCCUGUUACAAAGUCAUCCUCCUAUGGGAGGGGAGUAUAACCCGCCACGAUGCAGCACUCCAAUUGGUUCUCAUCAUGGACUACAUCGUUGAUUGGGCGCGUGAUAUCUACCGGCCCAACAUCAUUCGACAACUGAAGUCUGUAGUAGAUAAAGGGCAGCAGUCUUCCUACACAGUCACCGCUGACCCCGAUAUCCUCUCAAGGACUGGUUAUGCAAACUCUCGGGUUGGCGAUGGACCUUUCGCUGCUAUCAGCAGAGCUGGAACGGCUGAGAUGCCUGCAAAACCAGCUUUUGAUGCAUCGAAAUUCACCGUUGUGCCUUUCCUCAAGCCUGUCUUUGAGAGCACCGGAAAGCAUGUCGAUAUCAAGGUCUGGGAAGGCGACAAGUACAAGUCACGAGUACGAGGACUGUAUAUCACAGGAUGGGACGCUGCGUAUAGGGGCUGGGAUAGAUUGAAAACGGCUCGUAUGGCUCGCUGUUGGUUUCUCUUACCAAACGCCCAGGGCAUUAAAAUCAUCGAGAAGGCUUGGACAGAGACUCAAGAGAUCGAUGACGUGCAGGACCCUUUGGAGCAGAGAAUCUGGAUCUCGCUCUAUGUCCAAUACCGCAAGGACAGUGACGGCGCGCCUAUACGCGAAUUGACGUAUAUUGCGCUUACCGAGUCUGUCGCAAAUACUAUUUCCUUCUUCCAGUACGCGAGACGAGAGCAGCUAGUCGUUACCGCCGAAGAACUCGAGAUCAAGCUGCGCGAAGCCUGGGUAUCGAGCCCCGAAAGCUACUUUCUGCGUUAUGCCAGCGGUCAUACCAACGUACUUUGCGCCACUGCAUCUGAAUAUACAGGUGAGAUCGUCCUUAGCUUUCACAGCUACAGCGAGAUCACGCCGUGGGCUCGAAGCCUAGAUCAUUUCAUCAAGAGCACUUGCGAGAACCCACGAGCGGAGUAUGACAAAGCUUACGCACCGUGUUUUCGAGAUACCAAGGCCAUCCAUUCGCUUAUGUUGAAGCCCUAUUGUGUCUCAGAUCCUACCCAAAACUGUGUUUUCAUCAACGCAGCGGCGAUCAAGAAUGCAGCAGCAAUUUCCACCGGAAUAUGCGCCUACAUCACGAAUCCAGCAUCUGAAGAAGUCGACGCUACAUGGGUGAUCAAGCAUCUUGUGCAGAUGAUAAGGGUACUCUGGGACUGCAAAAGGGAAGAUAGAAAACACAUGUUCCAUACAGGAACGGGAUCUGUCGACAAUAAGAUUCUAAUCUGGAUUGCGUCAGAUCCUCAAUGGGAUCUGUACGCUGCAAUCAAGCCUACAUUGACAAUGCCUCGUUUGAACAGAGUCCAUGAACAUCUGGCGUGGUUCCGCAAAGCGUUACUCAGACACAAAUGUGGAACAAGUUAUCAAGGUUUGGAUUGGUCCAGAGAUGGGUACAAAAACGUUCAACGCAACAUUCAGCUCGCUUGCAAGAACUGCUCUCUCGAGUUAUCGCCGGCUUCUGGAGUCCCUGUAUAUCAUUACUCCGACGAAGACUUCAUGCCAAAAUAG